Molecule: messenger RNA, 903 nt
Organism: Clonostachys solani
Lineage: Eukaryota; Fungi; Ascomycota; Sordariomycetes; Hypocreales; Bionectriaceae
Source: the annotation of a GenBank genome assembly
AUGGCCGCUGCCACGAAGCUACGACGGAUCAUCGAGGAUCCCAACUCGUUCAUACUAUGUCCCGGAGUAUACGAUGGAUUCUCAGCGCGAGUCGCUUUGAAUACAGGAGCAGGAAGCAGUGCCUCGGUUCUGGGCCACGCCGACCUCGGAAUGAUGACCCAGACGCACAUGCGCAACCACGCCGAGAUGAUUGCCGAUUUGGGAGCCCUCCCACAGUACGCAACAGCAGACGGCCCCGUCCCUCUUAUUGCCGACGCAGAUACCGGAUAUGGCGGUCCCAUUAUGGUAUCCCGAACCGUGGAGCAGUACUCGCGAUCUGGCGUGGCCGGGUUGCAUAUCGAGGACCAGGUCCAGACGAAACGGUGUGGCCAUCUUGGAGGGAAGGAGGUUGUGAGCCGGGACGUCUACCUCAGUCGUAUCCGCGCCGCCGUGAAUGCCAGGAACAGGAUCGGGAGCGACAUCGUCAUCAUCGCCAGGACGGAUGCUCUCCAGACUCAUGGAUACGACGAGGCGAUUGAACGACUCAAGGGCGCCUACGAAGCUGGCGCAGAUGUGGCUUUCUUGGAAGGGUUGACGUCAAAGGAGCAGGCGGCGCAGAUGAUCAAAGCCGUGGCCCCGAUGCCGGCGCUUCUCAACAUGGUAGAGUCCGGGGCCACCCCGUCCUUUACUGCCGCAGAGGCCAAAGAAACAGGGUUUAAGAUUAUGAUUGUUCCAUUCGCUGCUAUUGUCCCGGCUUAUGAUGCUAUGAAGGCUGGGUUGGAGCAUCUCAAGGCUACGGGAUCAAUGCCAGACAAGGCGAAGGAGAUGACACCACAGGAGCUUUUUAGGGUAUGUGGAUUGGAUGCCAGUAUGCAGAUAGACAAGGAGUCUGGAGGUGAGAAUUUCAAGUCUGGUGUUGAUUAG